AUAAAAUGUGGCCUAAGCAAAGCCUCUCUAGUAUUUGAGAUAGCAGUUUAGGACCAGCAGUCAGUUUAGAAAUUAGUCACUGGAGAUUUACAGAUUACUUAAAGUGGGAGGAACUAAAGUUAAAGAAUUCCCCUCAGGGUGGAGUCUGCAAAGAAGAGCCUUUAAUUUCUCACCCUAUAGUCUGAUCUAUAGAUUUACAAGUGAUUAGAAGAGAGGUUUGUUUUUCAGGGAGCUGAGAGUUGUGGACCAGAUCACAAUCCUACCAGAAGAAUCUGAAAUGGAAUCUUCAGCUUUUGAGUUACCAGCUGACACUGUGGAACGCAUUGCAUCCAAACUCAGAUGUCACCCAACUGAUGAGAGGGUGGCCCUGCACCUUGACCAGGAGGACAAACUGAAGCACUUCAGGGAUUAUUUCUAUAUUCCUAAAGUUCAGGAUUUGCCUCCAAUUGAUUUAUCUUUAGUGAAUAAGGAUGAUGAUGCCAUCUACUUCUUGGGGAAUUCUCUUGGUCUUCAACCAAAAUUGGUUAAAACAUACCUAGAAGAAGAACUAGACAAAUGGGCAAAAAUGGGAGCUUAUGGUCAUGAAGUGGGAAAACGACCUUGGAUUACUGGAGACGAGACAAUUUUAGGUCUUAUGACAGACAUUGUAGGAGCCAAUGAAAAAGAAAUAGUUCUAAUGAAUGCUUUGACUAUUAAUUUACAUCUCCUACUGUUAUCAUUUUUUAAGCCUACACCAAAGCGAUACAAAAUUCUUCUUGAAGCCAAAGCCUUCCCUUCAGAUCAUUAUGCAAUUGAGUCACAGCUCCAACUUCAUGGACUUGAUGUUGAGAAGAGUAUGCUGCUUAUAAAGCCAAGAGAGGGGGAAGGAACCUUGAGAACAGAGGAUAUCCUUGAAGUGAUUGAGAAGGAAGGAGACUCAAUUGCAGUGAUCCUGUUCAGUGGGCUGCAAUUUUAUACUGGUCAGCUCUUUAACAUCCCUGCUAUCACAAAAGCUGGACAAGCAAAGGGUUGUUUUGUUGGCUUUGAUCUAGCACAUGCUGUUGGAAAUGUUGAACUCCACUUACAUGACUGGGGAGUUGAUUUUGCUUGCUGGUGUUCCUAUAAGUAUUUAAAUUCAGGAGCAGGAGGUCUUGCUGGUGCCUUUGUCCAUGAAAAAAAUGCCCAGACGAUUAAACCUGCGUUAGUAGGAUGGUUUGGCCAUGAACUUAGCACCAGAUUUAAAAUGGAUAACAAACUGCAGCUAAUUCCUGGUGCGAAUGGAUUCCGAAUUUCCAAUCCUCCCAUUUUGUUGGUAUGUUCCUUGCAUGCUAGCUUAGAGAUAUUUAGGCAAGCCACUAUGAAAGCCUUGAGGAGAAAGUCUAUUUUGCUGACGGGCUAUCUGGAAUACUUGCUUAAGCACUACUAUAGCAAAGAUAAUGCAAGGACCAAGAAAACUUUUGUGAACAUAAUUACUCCAUCGCAUAUAGAGGAUCGAGGCUGCCAGCUAACACUGACAUUCUCAGUUCCAAUAAAAUAUCUGUUCCAUGAACUAGAAAAAAGAGGAGUGGUUUGUGACAAAAGAGAACCAGACGGUAUCCGAGUGGCUCCUGUUCCCCUCUACAAUUCUUUCCAUGAUGUUUUUAAAUUUAUCCACCUGCUCACUUCUGCGCUUCAGUCGGCAGAAAGAAAAAGUGCGGGUACCUUCUAGAGCAAACAGGAAGUAAUGCUGAUAGGUUUUGAGGUUAUUUUAGUCUUAUUCUCCUAGUUUUAAUUAGUGGAAGUAUUUUAAAAUUUACAGAGCAGAACUGACCAUGGAUUUUAUACUUUUCAAAAAAAAAAAAUCGGGAGUCGGGCGGUUUAAGUGCACAUGUGGCUCCAAGGGCAAGGACCAGCUUAAGGAUCCCGGUUCGAGCCCCCGGCUCCUCACCUGUAGGGAAGUUGCUUCAUAGGCGGUGAAGCAGGUCUGCAGGUGUUUUUCUCUUCCCCUCUCUGUCUUCCCCUCCUCUUUCCAUUUCUCUCUGUCCUAUCCAACAAUGACGACAUCAUGAACAAUAAUAAUAACUACAACAACAAUAAAAAACAAGGA
Molecule: messenger RNA, 2065 nt
Organism: Erinaceus europaeus (western European hedgehog)
Lineage: Eukaryota; Metazoa; Chordata; Mammalia; Eulipotyphla; Erinaceidae
Gene: KYNU
Product: kynureninase
Exons: 14
Coding region: 278-1687 (469 amino acids)
Biological process (GO): NAD+ biosynthetic process
Cellular component (GO): cytoplasm
Molecular function (GO): kynureninase activity; pyridoxal phosphate binding
Source: RefSeq, a predicted model, not a curated record